UAUUAUUAUUAUUAUAACUGACAUAGUCCACAACAAAACUCCUACACAUUAGUCCCAUUACUAUGAUGUAAUGCAGUGAUACAUGACAAGAGCUAUAGGAAAUCAUUAUGAGUGGAUUCUAAGUAGUUUAAGUGUUAGAACUGGUUUAUUAUUAAAAAUCUACUGGUAGAUCAUAGACUCAGUUAAACUGUCUCAGUGUUUGGUCUGGUCAACAUCAACUGCCUGAAAAUUGAAACGAUGGGAAAUGCAGGAAUAAAAAAAUCAUCUGCUCCUAAAACUAAAACAGCAAAUGUGACGAGUGAAACUGUGACAUUUACUGAAAAUGUCUCUGCACCACCAAAAUCAGUGGAGAAAUCAAAUCUUGGUUUUAGCAGCAAAAAACGCUCAAGGGAACUUCCAAAACAUAUAAUGAUGACUAAGAAACCCAAUGUUCACUGGAGCGAUAUAGUUGGUCUCAAUGUUGCCAAAGAAGCUCUCAAGGAGGCAAUUAUCAUUCCUAUAAAAUUUCCCCAUCUUUUUAAAGGAAAAAGGAGCCAAGUCACUGGAAUACUCUUAUAUGGGCCACCUGGUACUGGAAAGUCCUACCUGGCAAAAGCUGUGGCUACUGAAGCUUCUUACACAUUCUUCUCUGUAUUACCUACUGACAUUAGUAAAUCGACUAGAGAAAACAAGCGCUUUAUAAAGAAUCUUUUUGAAGAAGCCAAGGCUAAAAAGCCUUCGAUCAUCUUCAUUGAUGAGAUUGAUGUGCUUUGUAACAACCGCUCAAUUUCUACGGAUGUUGGCACUGUUUAUCGAAUCAAGAAUGAAUUUUUCACACAGAUGCAGGGGCUGGAGAAUGGGGUUAUUGUAAUGGGGGCUACUAAUGUACCAUGGGUGCUUGAUUUAACAAUGCAGAGAUGGUUUCAAAAGUGCAUCUACACACCCCUACCAGAAAAGGCUGCUCGAAGGCAUAUGAUUGAGUACUUCAUUGGUACUGUCCCACACUGUCUGAUCCCACGUGACUUUGAUAGUAUUGUUAUGAGGACUGACGGUUAUUCUGGUGAAGCUAUCGAGGAACUAGUCAGAGAAGCACUGAUGAUGCCACUACGAAAAGUCCAGAGAGCAACUCAUUUCAAGAUGAGUAGCGGCCCCUCCCCAACUAAUUCGACAGUCUGUUCCGAUGACCUUCUGUCCCCUUGUGGUCCUCGUGAACAAGGAGCUACGGAGAUGUCUUGGAUGGACGUUCCCGGAGACAAACUGCUCGAGCCAAAGGUGACAGUUUGGGAUUUUAUAAAAUCCUUUGACAGCUCUCGGCCCACCGUGAACUCAGAUGAUCUGCAGAGAUUUGAGGAUUACUCCAAAAAAAUUAAACAAAGAGAUUUAUACUCCUGAGCAAUGAUUAAUUAUUAUGAUAAUGACAAAAUUAGACGUUUUUUUAUAAGGCAGCUUUAAUGAAUAACAUUAUGUAUCACAAACAUCACUCAUUACAAAUUUGAUUUCACAGUUUAUACAACAGCAUGUGGUUG
Molecule: messenger RNA, 1505 nt
Organism: Halichondria panicea
Lineage: Eukaryota; Metazoa; Porifera; Demospongiae; Suberitida; Halichondriidae
Product: vacuolar protein sorting-associated protein 4A-like
Exons: 5
Coding region: 238-1371 (377 amino acids)
Biological process (GO): vacuole organization; endosomal transport
Molecular function (GO): ATP binding; ATP hydrolysis activity
Source: RefSeq, a predicted model, not a curated record